AUGAGCUACGUCGACGCGGGCUGGCUGCCCCCGGAAAGCGAAUCCGAGCAGGGCAGCGAUGCGGAGGAGGGCGUCGACCAGGGACAUGCCGAUGGUUUGCCGAACUACGGCGAUGUGCACUUCUGGACCGAGGUUUACACACAGCAGCGAGGGCGCGAGAUGGCACCCAAGGAGUGGCUGGUCUCCUAUUCGCACUUUGUCGCGCAAGGGUGGCUUCGCUUCUUCCCCUCCAAGGCCGCUCGGAUACUGGACCUGGGCUGCGGAGACUCCGAGUUCAUGUCGGAGGCCUAUGACGAUGGGUAUGAGGACAUAACUGGAGUUGACAUCGUGCCGGCAGUUCUGGACACCAUGAAGCAGCUAAACACUUCCAGACGGCCUGGUAUCAAGUACGAACUGGCGGAUGCAAGGGAGCUUUCUCUGUUUCCUGACGGCUCCUUCGACGUCGUCUUUGACAAGAGCACGCUGGAUGCUCUGAAGUGUGCUGGACAGGAUGCGACAAGUCAGAUGUCUUCUGAGAUCCACCGCAUUCUGUCAAGCGAUGGCGUGUACCUCUGCGUCAGUCUCAAUACCCCAGAGGAGGCUCAGCCGGCCAUUGAGCACACGGCGCAUGAAGACCGUCGAUGGGAUGUGCAAGUACUGGUUUGCGAGAAUGAGAGAUACGACGGAAACGACGACGGGCCUCCGAAGCAUCUUUACAUGUACGUCGCACGCAAAAAGCUGCAAAAAGGCUGCGGGCUGGAUUGA
Messenger RNA from Symbiodinium sp. CCMP2592, 744 nucleotides. Lineage: Eukaryota; Dinophyceae; Suessiales; Symbiodiniaceae. The record is from the annotation of a GenBank genome assembly.